CCUUCUCUGCCUCGCCCUCUCCGCCUCACACUCUGCCUCACCUUCUCUGCCUCGCCCUCUCCGCCUCACUCUCUCUACCUCGCCUUCUCUGCCGCUCACACUCUCUACCCUUUGACUCGCCCACCCCGCCUCACUCAAGCUCACACUCUCUAGUCUCUUCCUCUCUGCCUUGCCCUCUCCGCCUCAAACAUUUUUCUUCCUCUCCGCCUCACUCAAGCUCACGGGUUUAAAGUAUUGGGUUUUUUUUUUUCUUUUUGGGUUUUUUCCUUCUCAUCCUUACGGGUUCUCGGUCUCGCCCUCUAAAGUGCUCUGCUCUCUGCUUCUCGGCUUCAUCAGGUAAGGCCUGUUCAAGAUUCUACCGGCACCGGCGAAACCGGCCAGCGCCGAACCGAUCCGACCGAUACAAAGCUUCACUGUAGGUGUUCGGAGAGGUGGUCGGCAGCGAUUUGGGCAUACCGAAGGCGGCCGGUGCGGCGAUCGGCGGCCAUUUUGCACUCCGACGAGAAACCGCACCGCACCGAUGGGUAAGGAGGAAAGCCCACAAGUUACCAGAAGAACAACCAGGUCUUCCUCUUCCGCUACUGUUGCAACGAAAACAUGUGAUCCACAUCCUCUAACAAUCAAGGAUCUUGUGUUUGGAGAAGACCCCAUUAGCUUGAAUGAUCUGUUAUCUAAGUUUCCUGGUAGACGUAUUCAGAUUCUUGAGCUUGUGCGCCUUUUGGGUGCAUCUAAUUCCCCAAUGCUUCCUCUUUUUAUUUAUGGAGGCACUUCUUCUGGAAAAACAAGUAUAGUUCUUCAAAUGUUCAGGCAUCUCAACCGCCCUUUUGUUUAUUCAAGUUGUCGUACGUGCUAUAGUCCUCGUAUCUUGUUUGAAUCCGUUUUGAAUCAGCUUUUGCUUCAUAGGAAGGAUGCAGCCAAUGUUUAUUCAAGUGCAAAGCGCUGUGAAAGGCCAUCUGAUUUUGUUAAUUUUCUCCGCGAAGCCUUGAGUAAUGUUAUAAAUAAUUUUAAGGGGAACUCUGGGAAGUUGGGCACCAAAAAGUUGGUUGGACAGGCUGAUGGAAAUAUGGUCUACUUGAUAUUUGACAAUUUGGAGCUUAUUAGAGAGUGGGAUAAAAGUUUGACCAUAUUACCUUUCCUGUUCAAUCUCUAUGACAUUCUAAAGAUGCCGGAGGUGGGUAUAAUCUUUGUCAGCAAUACUUCUCCUGAUACAUAUUACUCAAAUAUGGGUUACAUGGAGCCUAUACCUGUUUAUUUUCCUGAUUACACUGAGGAUGAUCUUCGUCAAAUAUUCAUGAAAAACCAAGCAAACCGGAAGCUUUAUUCAUCAUUUCUUGAUGUUGUACUUAGGUCUUUCUGUAGAAUAACUAGAAGGAUGGAUGAAUUAUCUACUGCCUUUUUACCAUUAUUUCAAAAAUACUGUGAGCCUUUACAUGAUUUGGGAGUUGUUCCCAAUGAAGAAAUGAAGAGACGGUUGUUUUCUCAUCUUCAGCCACAAAUUGCUCCUUCUCUAAAUGAGGUAUUUAAGGUUUCAUCUCAGUCUUCACCUGCAGCUGAAUCAAACAAGGAGACAAAGAAGAAGAGCAGCAGAAGGAAACUGGGAGUUUGUGCAGAAAUUGAUGAGUUGGAUUUUCAUAUGUCCACUUCUGCAAAAUAUCUCCUUAUAUCAGCAUUUCUUGCUUCAAGAAACCCAGCUACCCUUGAUGCCUCCCUUUUUGAUUCAAUGGGUGGUAUUGAUAGUCGAAAGAGAAAGCGAAAGUCCUCUCAAAAGUCAUUGGAGAAGAAGGAGAAUGCAGAACAGGAAUUACUUAUGAAGGGACCAGGAACUUUCCCAUUAGAGAGGUUAUUAGCCAUAUUUCAAUGUCUCACAUCUGUAGCAGAAGGUUCAAUCGAUGAAGAGGAACAAGGAGAUGAAGGGUUAGGAGUUCAAGGUGGGGAUGGUGGACUCAUGUCUGACGUUCUGUUGCAACUAUCCAGUCUCUGCAAUGCAAAUUUUAUUGUUAAAGGGGGAAGCUGCCCAUUGGAAGGCUCAACUCGGUACAGAUCUACUGUGUGUGAAGACAUGGCUCUGAAGGUAGCAAGGAGUUUGAAGUUCCCUUUGUCAAAGUAUUUAUAUAGAAGAUAAUAACCUGUAAUGUGGAAGCUAAUUGUGACAUGGUCUUCAACUCAAAAAAUCUUUCAGAGAAAUUUUGUAAAGAAAAAGGUCAGAUUGGUUACAAUUUCAAGUUCUAAUAGCCCCUGCAAUGUGAUCAUGAUUUCUGGAUAUCGAAGUUGAGCAAAUAUAAAAUCACUGCUAUUGAGUGGACUCAUUGGUUCUUGAUGUCCAUUGGAUAUGAUUAGCACUUAGAACAUUGAAAGGGACUGGAAAAGAAACAGUUAAUUAAUAUCCAGGUAGUUUAAUUAGUUUGGUCACUGACUGUAUUUCUGUUAUUUUGCGGUCUCACCAUCUAUACAUUGUACUUAACUGACUAACUACAUCCAGUUAUUGCUUACACGCAAACUCCAAUUGUAUGGGUUCUAGGGUGCAAAACUUGGUAGAUGUACAAACUUUGUCCACACUGUGGCAGAAUCCUCUUGUAUUUAUUCUGUUAUGUAGUGUCCUCAUACAGUGAGUACUGAUGUUUCUACUUUGUAUAUAAGUUGUGCUUCCUGGGUUUUUCUC
This is a messenger RNA of Quercus lobata, 2659 nucleotides long. RefSeq names its product origin recognition complex protein 5 (gene ORC5). Gene Ontology annotation, molecular function: DNA replication origin binding. Gene Ontology annotation, cellular component: nuclear origin of replication recognition complex; nucleus. The record is from RefSeq and is a predicted model, not a curated record. The coding region runs from base 521 to 2122 and encodes 533 amino acids. Gene Ontology annotation, biological process: DNA replication initiation; DNA replication. Lineage: Eukaryota; Viridiplantae; Streptophyta; Magnoliopsida; Fagales; Fagaceae. The transcript is spliced from 6 exons.